CGCGGGGCUGGCGACCGCUCCCCGGAGCCGCGCGGACGGGCGGAGCCCACGGCGCAGGGCAGGCAGCCGCGGGCGACCCCGAGCCCGGCCCCGGAGCCAUGGCCCUGAGCGACCUGGCGCUGCUCCGCUGGCUGCUGGAGAGCAACCACUCGCGGAAGCUCACCCUGUUCAUCGUGUUCCUCGCGCUGCUGCUGGACAACAUGCUGCUCACGGUCGUGGUCCCUAUCAUCCCGAGUUACCUGUACAGCAUUAAUCACGAGAAGAACGCCUCAGAAAUCCAGACAGCCAGGCCAGUGCUCACGGAGUCUACCUCAGGCAGCUUCCAGAGCAUCUUCUCUUACUAUGACAACUCCAUCAUCGUCACCGAGAACGGCACCGGAGGGACUCCGGGGCCGCUGCCCACGGCCCCCACACAGCACACGGUGACCAACACGUCCGCUGCGCCUUCUGACUGUCCCCGUGAAGACCGAUAUCUCCUGAAUGAAAACGUGCAAGUCGGCCUGCUGUUCGCCUCGAAAGCCACAGUCCAGCUCCUCACCAACCCCUUCGUAGGACUGUUGACCAACAGAAUUGGCUAUCCAAUUCCGAUGUUUGCUGGAUUCUGCAUCAUGUUCGUGUCAACCAUUAUGUUCGCCUUCUCCAGCACCUACGCCUUCCUGCUCAUCGCCAGGUCGUUGCAGGGCAUCGGCUCUUCCUGCUCAUCCGUAGCUGGGAUGGGCAUGCUGGCCAGCGUGUACACGGAUGACGAAGAGAGAGGCAACGCCAUGGGCAUCGCACUGGGAGGCCUGGCCAUGGGGGUCCUAGUGGGCCCCCCGUUUGGGAGUGUGCUGUACGAGUUUGUGGGGAAGACCGCCCCGUUCCUGGUGCUGGCUGCUUUGGUGCUCUUGGAUGGAGCUAUUCAGCUUUUUGUGCUCCAGCCGUCCAGGGUGCAGCCAGAGAGCCAGAAGGGGACGCCACUGACCACCCUGCUGAAGGACCCCUACAUCCUCAUUGCCGCAGGCUCCAUCUGCUUUGCAAACAUGGGGAUUGCCAUGCUGGAGCCAGCCCUGCCCAUCUGGAUGAUGGAGACUAUGUGUUCCCACAAGUGGCAGCUGGGCAUUGCUUUCUUGCCAGCUAGUAUCUCUUAUCUCAUCGGAACCAAUGUUUUUGGGAUGCUCGCACACAAAAUGGGGAGGUGGCUUUGUGCUCUUCUGGGAAUGAUCAUUGUUGGAAUCAGCAUCUUAUGUAUUCCUUUUGCAAAAAACAUUUACGGGCUCAUAGCUCCUAACUUUGGAGUUGGUUUUGCAAUUGGCAUGGUGGACUCGUCGAUGAUGCCCAUCAUGGGCUACCUGGUGGACCUGCGGCACGUGUCCGUCUACGGGAGUGUGUAUGCCAUUGCGGACGUGGCCUUCUGUAUGGGAUACGCCAUAGGUCCUUCUGCUGGCGGGGCUAUCGCAAAGGCAAUCGGCUUCCCGUGGCUCAUGACGAUCAUUGGAAUAAUUGAUAUCCUUUUUGCUCCUCUCUGCUUUUUCCUUCGAAGUCCGCCCGCCAAGGAAGAAAAAAUGGCCAUUCUCAUGGAUCACAACUGCCCCGUUAAAACAAAAAUGUACACCCAGAAUAAUAUCCAGUCGUAUCCGAUAGGGGAUGAUGAAGAAUCUGAAAGUGACUGAGCUCUUCAGAAGUCGUCAAAGUAUUUAUUUGUACAGAACAAUGUUUCCAGUGAAAUGAGUCCUCCAGAACUUAGUCACUCCAGUGUCCCUGGUGAAAGCAAAACAGCCAAAGGUCAUCCGUUCUUCUCCGUGGUUGUGAUCGAUUGCCAACAGCCUUAUAAAGAAAAAGCAGCUUUUCUAGGGGUUUGUAUAAAUAGUGUUGAAAACUUUA
Molecule: messenger RNA, 1860 nt
Organism: Hyaena hyaena (striped hyena)
Lineage: Eukaryota; Metazoa; Chordata; Mammalia; Carnivora; Hyaenidae
Gene: SLC18A2
Product: solute carrier family 18 member A2
Exons: 16
Coding region: 99-1649 (516 amino acids)
Biological process (GO): transmembrane transport; aminergic neurotransmitter loading into synaptic vesicle; xenobiotic transport
Cellular component (GO): terminal bouton; synaptic vesicle membrane
Molecular function (GO): serotonin:sodium:chloride symporter activity; xenobiotic transmembrane transporter activity
Source: RefSeq, a predicted model, not a curated record